Molecule: messenger RNA, 435 nt
Organism: Mesorhabditis spiculigera
Lineage: Eukaryota; Metazoa; Nematoda; Chromadorea; Rhabditida; Rhabditidae
Source: the annotation of a GenBank genome assembly
AUGGCCACAUCUGAAGCGGCCCCCCUAAUCUUUCCAAUAGUCUACACCACCGCCCUAACGAUCGGUUCCGUGUCGGUGACCUUGUUCCUGACGAUCCUGAUCUAUGGGCGGAAGACGUUCAACGAGGCCCCAUUCUACCAAAUUGUCUACUGCCUGGCCGUCGUGGAUUGGGUCCACCUUUUGCAGCAUUGGCUUCAGAUCUUCCCGCAGCAAAUAUUUGGCUGGGGUGCUUUCCCAUUUUCCGAGUGGCUGCAGGAUUCGGUGAUUGGUACGUUCCUCAUUAAAGGGAUGGGCAAGUGGCAGCUUCUGGUUUUUUGGCACGGCCGCGACACGCAACGCGCCCGCGGCCCUUCUUUGGAGCGCCGGCUUGCCCCUUCCAAACGUCUAGAGUUGCGUGCGUCGCGUGUGGCGGGUUCCCUAAGGUUGAUAGAGGAC